This is a messenger RNA of Blastomyces gilchristii SLH14081, 2322 nucleotides long. Its product is annotated as ubiquitin conjugating enzyme E2. The transcript has 3 exons. The record is from RefSeq and is a predicted model, not a curated record. Bases 409 to 2106 code for a protein of 565 amino acids. NCBI's taxonomy places the organism in Eukaryota, Fungi, Ascomycota, Eurotiomycetes, Onygenales, Ajellomycetaceae.
UCUCACUGAACGCGGUCUCAUCAAUCUGCAGAUACUUUCUGCCACUAUCCCAAUCAGGGCUUGCCAGGUCACGAGUUGUUUUACCUGCGCCAUGCCAUAUCGGGCCUAGCGUAUCUCUCUCCCUUCUCUCAGCCGCAUCGCUCCUCUCUUUUAUCAGCGUCAAAACAUCGCAGACCAAGGCUAACAGCCAUAGAGUUGGGAUUGAUUAUUUAUGCUUAUAUUUUUUAUUUUUUUUAUUUUGUAAUUCCUGGACACUUCAUUUCCAUCUGCUCUCCUCACCCACCUUGUCACAGUAUGGUGCCCGCGUUCCUCAACCCUUCUCAUAUGAACUCUGCUAUCUAUAGGUAGCUUUUCUACGUAGUCGUGUUUACACUGGAUAAAUAUAGGCUUAUAUAGAGCGCAUUCAGCAUGGCCUCCAGCUUUCGAAGGCUGGCAUCAGACCAUGCCUCUCUCCAUAGAGGCGGCCUACCACCCCACUACCUCUUCCCGCCUUCGAGCACUUCUUCAUCAUUUUCAGACGACCUCACUCAGCUCACCGUCCUGCUUACGGGGCCGCAGGGGACUCCCUACUCUCAGGGUCUUUGGCAAUUACAUCUGCGCAUCCCUGAGGAUUAUCCCAAGAACCCUCCCAAAGUGGCAUUUAAGACGCGCAUAUGGCAUCCAAAUGUCGAUGAGUCAACCGGCGCGGUCUGUGUAGAUACUCUAAAGAGAGAUUGGGAGGCGAAGCUGACGUUGAGGGAUGUUUUGAUUACGAUAUCCUGUCUCCUGAUACACCCCAAUCCGGAUUCCGCAUUGAAUUCUGCAGCUGGCAGCCUCCUCAGAGACGAUUAUGAAGCUUUCGCGCGUCAGGCAAAGCUGAUGACCUCCAUCCAUGCGCCAAUACCCAAGGACAUUAAAGAUGCUGUCAUGGAGGCUAAGAGGAGGGGAGAUGAAAGUGGCAUAGUUAUUACGGAAGACGAAGAUCGCCUAGCAGCAGCAAUCGGUUCACGCAAAACGGCCAGCACCUCGUCCGUGUCGACCGUGAUCAUGAAGAAGCCUGUUACACAGCGGAAACAAAGCAGCCUGCGGACAGAAAAGCUAGAUAUCAGGGUUAAACAGACUUGUCAGCAUGGUUUACUGUCGUCAUUGCAGUCGUCAUCGUCGCCCUUCAUGCAAGAUCAACAACAACAACCUCACGAAGAUGAAUCAGAUAACGAAGAUACCGGGAGCCCGUCCAAGGAAAAUGACCCUUCGCUAUCACUUUCACUGGUAGCCAUAAGCCCUUGUAGUUCGCGGAAAGGUGUCCUGGGGAAACGUCCACUUGCCGUCCUCGCGAGCCCGAGUGAACCUGAGUUUGUUCUGGUAAAUUCCGGCGCCGCCGCCGAUGAUGAUGAUGAUGAUGAUAUGAACAACGCCCAUUCCCGUUCAAAUUCCAACGACGACGGCUUGACCCCUUCAGAGCGGAAUAUCGCGGCAAACGCCCUUGCGAGGGAACAACAAGAACAGCAGCAGCAGCAGAUUCGGACACAGCAGCUGGAACUGCCACCCCGGAAGUCUCUCAAACUCUCAGUACUGAGUAGAGGUGUCAACGCUUCCGGUCGGAUACGGGAGGAUUACCGGGACCCAGUUUCGACCCUUGCGCAUAACAACAACAGCAACAAAGAAUCUCGUGGCAACGGCGGCAAGCAGGUUGACAGGGCCGGUUCUAGUCAAAGCUCAAUACUUAGCCUGUCACCACCAUCACCAACACCAACACCGCAACCACUCCUACAACCGCCGAACGAGAAACCCAGCGACGACGGCAAGGAGAAUGAAGCAUCUACGGCAUCCACUAUUAUCAUUCCUACCGCUGCUAGUACAACAACAACAACUACUACUACUCCUACUACUACUACUACUACUACUACCACCGCAAAUAACAAAUCACAGCAGCAAAAUCAGAAGCAAAAGUUCCCCCCACCGCCACCGCCAUUUCCAUCGUCGAUAUCCGUACCCAAAUCGUCGAAUACGAAUGGCAACAACAAAAGCAAUAAUAAUAUUAAUAAUAUUAAUAAUAAUAUAACGGCACGGAGGGUUUCCUCCGCGCCCGCCAAAGCGAAGCCGCGGGUCGGGUUGAGGCGGUUGUAAAGGAGUUGUCAACAGCUUGUAGGCUGCAAUUAAUAUUGUACGUGUACAUGUACACAUUCCAGCUCUGCCCAGACAUGCAACAUAUAUAUGCAAAGGGACCCCUCCCACUCCUACCACCUCUAUCACCACCAGCAAGCAUCACGAGGCACGCGCCGACUCAUUGUAUUCAUUGUAUUUGGCUUUAUUCUCGUUUCUGUCGGAUUCUUUGGUUUUUUU